GACACAGCCGGAACGCAGUGGACGGCACCGAGCACCUCCGGGAAACCCAAAACACCCCCAGAAGCUCCACUCCCCCCCUAAAACCCCUCUGAGUCCCUUUUCCGGUCUCCGGUCCCCGCCGGCCCCGGUCCCGCCCCCGUUCCGGUUCCUCCCCGCGUUUGCGCAGCCCCGAGCGGAGCGGAGCGGGAGCGAUGGUGCCGGAGCUGGAGAAAGCCACGGUCCGUAUCCAGCAGCCGGAACGCGUGAUGGGGAUAAUCCGGUCCCUGAAGGAGCAGGGGACGAGCAAGCUGCAGGUCAUUUCUGACUUUGACAUGACACUGACCCGGUUUGGCUGCAAUGGCAGACGCUGCCCCACUUCACACAAUAUCCUUGAUAACAGUCGUGUUAUCAGUGAGGAUGGCAAGAAGAAGCUGAAUGAUCUGCUGCACCAUUACUAUCCCAUUGAGAUCGAUCCCAGCCGCACCCUGGAAGAAAAGUGUCCCCUCAUGGUGGAGUGGUGGACCAGGGCCCAUGAGCUGCUUACCCAGCAGAAGAUCCAGAAGGGUGACAUAGCCCAGAUUGUCAGAGAGUCGGAUGUGAUGCUGAGGGAUGGAUUCAAUGAAUUGUUUGAUCAGCUGCAUAAGUACAAUGUCCCCCUGUUCAUCUUCUCUGCUGGCGUUGGUGACAUCCUGGAGGAGAUUAUCCGUCAGGCCAACGUCUUCCACUCAAACGUCAACGUGGUGUCCAACUACAUGGACUUUGAUGAGAAUGAAGUCCUCAGGAGUUUCAAGGGACCUCUCAUCCACACCUACAACAAGAACAACAGCGUCCUGCAGGGUACCAAGUAUUUCCAGCAGCUGAGCACUAGGACAAGCAUCAUCUUGCUGGGGGACUCCAUGGGCGACCUGACGAUGGCAGACGGCGUUCCCAAUGUGGAGAACAUCCUCAAGAUUGGCUUUCUCAACGACAAGGUGGAGGAGCGGAGGGGGAAGUACUUGGAUGCCUACGACAUCGUCCUGGAGAGGGAUGAGACACUGGAUGUGGUCAAUGGGAUUCUCCGGUACAUCCUCAUGGAGACGUGAGCCAGGGAGGCAGCAUCCCAGCCCUGCCCCCUCUCCUGGGUGCCUGGGCAGCCAGUGUCCUUCCUUUGAACAAGCUGGAGUGGUGGAUCUGCUGGUACCUCCUGGACUCCAUCCUGAUGCUGGGCUCCUGGCCCUGGGUGUUGUCCACAUCCCCACCUCACUGCUUCAGAGAGGCCUAGGACAGGAGGCGUGAGAUGGAGGAAACUCCUUUACUCCACCUCUGCCCAGCUCUGCUUCUUCCCACUUGGACAUCAUCCGUCUUGGACACCAUCCCACUCUGUUGUCAUCCAAACCAGCACUUGAGGCCACAACAAACCAUUCCAUGUGUAGGUACAGAUGUUCUGCUCUUGUUUCAGCAGCUGAGCACAGAAACAGAGGUGGUUUGCUGUGGCUUGGAUACAGCCCUGGCUCAGGUGGUACCUUUGGAAUUUUACUGUGUUCCUGUCCAAGAAAACAAAUCUCUCUUGUCCUUUUUCCUGUGGAUUUCAAAGUGCCAGGGCUGAGCUCCUGUGGUGCCACCCACUGAUGGGCUGGGUCACCCAUCCUGUGUCCCCAUCAUCACCAGUCUCUCCCUGCCCCAGCCCACAACAGUCACCGGGCUCUGGAGCUGAAUUCCAGCCCGUCCAUGCUGGAAGGUCCCAGGAGUUUGGUUUCUCUCCUGCCUGACCCAGCAGGUGCUGGAGCCCAACACCCCCCAGGCACCAUGCUCCCAGGGCAGGUGAGGCUGGUCCUGCACCACUGCCCAGACACAUAAGGGUGUUUCAUGGCAAAGUAACCUGACACAAAGGCAAACUCUUUGGAAAACAGUAGAAAUUGUUUAUUCAGAGCAAGGUAGGAGCUGUUGUUGGAGGGCUUUGCCGUCACUCUGCACUGUUCUGUUCUUGCGUUUCUUUUAUCUCUGUUGGCAAGACCACACUGUGCAAAAGCUUUUAGAGCUGGUGGGAGGUGAUGGGGCUGUGCUGGUCACAGCUGGCAAACCUGAGAGUGCCCAGUUAAUUACCUGCAUUUGGGCAUCAGAAUAAAACUGGGCUGAUU
Calypte anna (Anna's hummingbird) is the source of this 2096-nucleotide messenger RNA. RefSeq names its product 5'-nucleotidase, cytosolic IIIB (gene NT5C3B). Lineage: Eukaryota; Metazoa; Chordata; Aves; Apodiformes; Trochilidae. The transcript is spliced from 9 exons. Gene Ontology annotation, molecular function: magnesium ion binding; 5'-nucleotidase activity. Gene Ontology annotation, cellular component: cytoplasm. The record is from RefSeq and is a predicted model, not a curated record. Bases 192 to 1061 code for a protein of 289 amino acids.